CCUCAUUCUUGGAAGCCCUGCUCACCAUAUCACUACACUGUUCUUUGAUGGAUGAAGAAGGAGAAGUGAUCCAGCCCCAGGAGCAGAGCUGCUGGGCCACUCUGCCAGAUAUAUGCCUGCGUCGUGUCUUCUGGUGGCUGGGAGACAGGGACAGGUCCAGGGCAGCCCUGGUCUGUAGAAAAUGGAACCAGAUAAUGUAUUCGGCAGACCUCUGGCGAUACAGGACUAUCACAUUCAGUGGGAGACCGUCCAGGGUGCAUGCAUCCGAAUUCGAGUCGGCAUUGUGGUAUGUUAAGAAAUUUGGUCAUUACCUGGAACACCUGGAGAUCAAGUUUCUGAAUCCUUACAACGCUGUCUUGACCAAGAAGUUCCAGGUCACCAUGCGAAGCCUUCUGUCAUGCCUGGGGAAGAAUAACAACCGCCUGAAGUCUCUCUCCAUCCAGCACCUGGAGCUAGACCGGCUGGUCUGGAGGAAUAGCAUCAGGAGCUCACUCAUCAAGAGCCUGAGCUUCUUUUUAAAGAAAAUGGGCAAGCACCUGGACCACCUUAGCCUGAAAGGGGCCCGACUGACAGUGGACCAAGGCUGCCACGUCCUCAACUCCCUGAGCUACCUGCGCAAUGAGAAUAAGGCCUCCGAACUCAACAUUGAAGACUUCUUCAGCCAUCAUUUGGCCGUCUAUGGCAGCUCCCAGUUCACUAAGGCCAUGGCCACAUUCCACAACCUGACGUUCCUGACACUCAACUACAACUGUAUAUCUGAUGAGCUGCUUGAGACCUUGAGUGAGAACAACAUCGGCACCCUCCAGACCAUGAACAUCAAAUGCCAUGUUCAUGACCCCCACAGCCAGGUCAUAUGGGGUAUGUCCUGGGCCAAGCUGGCCAGGCAGGCCAGCAACCUGAAGGUGAACUUCUUCUUUGAACGGGUAAUGAAGUAUGAGCACCUGGCCCGGAUCCUUCUGCAAGAGAUCCCCAUCAGGAGCAUUAGUCUUCGAAGCUGCUAUUUCAGUGACCCAGAUUGGUCCAUGAGGCCCACUCUCACAGACCUCCUGCCCACCUUCCGGAACACUCUGCAGAAGUUAACGUUCGAGUUCAACAACAGCCAUGAGUCACUCGACGAGCAGCUGUACCUCCUCAUCCUGUCCUGCAGGAAGCUGUCCUACUUCAAAAUCUGGGCUUUCCUGGAUGUUAAGUUUGUGGAGCGGAUCCUGAAGAGCCAGGAGGAGGGUCAGUGUGCCCUGCGCACCCUCAAGAUGAGAAUUUAUACAAACAGAUAUGAGACAAAUGAAGAGGACAGGACCCUACGGGAAAUCUACAGGAAGUACAGAAAGCUGAUCGAUUUAGAGCUUAACUAUUUUGUCAUCGCUUACCCCAUGAUGUAA
Jaculus jaculus (lesser Egyptian jerboa) is the source of this 1379-nucleotide messenger RNA. RefSeq names its product F-box protein 39 (gene Fbxo39). Gene Ontology annotation, molecular function: protein binding. The coding region runs from base 48 to 1379 and encodes 443 amino acids. The transcript has 3 exons. NCBI's taxonomy places the organism in Eukaryota, Metazoa, Chordata, Mammalia, Rodentia, Dipodidae. The record is from RefSeq and is a predicted model, not a curated record.